Messenger RNA from Myiozetetes cayanensis, 1828 nucleotides. RefSeq lists its product as uncharacterized. Gene Ontology annotation, cellular component: membrane. The record is from RefSeq and is a predicted model, not a curated record. The transcript is spliced from 5 exons. Lineage: Eukaryota; Metazoa; Chordata; Aves; Passeriformes; Tyrannidae. The coding region runs from base 818 to 1513 and encodes 231 amino acids.
AACCAGAGGAACAUGGUGGUGCUGGGGAUGUUCCAGAUAGCCCUCAGCACGGUGUGCGUCGUCAGCGGGUUCAUAGAUAGCAUUUUCAGAACAGAGUCUCAGCUGGGCAGAACCAGAGCUCCAAUUUGGGCUGGGAUGGUAAAGUUGUACUGUAUUUUCUGUGCUUUUUUUCCACCCACUGCUGUCUUCUAGCACUCAUAUUGGGAGUAGGAGGGAAGCCAGGAUUUCUUGCCAGCUGUUCUCUGGUUUUCUGCUUUGAACCCACUUAAAGUUUCCUUAUCAUGAUAUAGGCAGAAGAGCGCAAGCAGACUUCCCUCUGAAGGAGCUAAAUUAAAUUCAUUUCUACUGGAUAACGUAGGAAAUGGGGCAUAGUGACAAGUGACAGGGGUUUUGUUGCAGAAGCAUGGUGACCACAGAGAAGCCACCAAAGAUGAGGAGGGGAACACUUUGUCCUCACGUCAGGUAGAUGAACAUCUGGGUGAUGAUCUGUGUCCCACAGCGCAGUGCCCCUAAUCCUCUGUACUGCAGCAGGGAGCAGGCAGUGGAGGUCCCUGCUCCCGGGCGUUCAGGACCCUGAUGUUACCCUGCUGAGCCACACUGCAAGGAAAUCGUGCUGAAGAGCUCUCUUCAGUCCAGAGGCUGCCCAUCUCCUUCCAAUAAUUCCUUUCUGUCCUCUGCAAGAGGCGUGUGGACUUGGGAAAACAGUGCACAUUUUUAGCGCUUUAAAUCAGCCUUAUUCCAUCAGUUUCAUUAUUUAGGCAGAGCCAUAAAGCUCCGGUCUGAGGUGGCAAGGCCAUGGGGAAAGCAGGUGUGUAAGAUGCAUGUCAUGUACGUCCUGGAGAUGCUGCAGAGGAAAACAGAAGAAAUGAGCAAUUCUCUUCCCAUUUCUGACCCAACAGUUACUGGAAUCCAAGCCUUGAAAACAAGGGCUUUUCAUCUACGCUGUAGUAGUUUAUCUUUGGAAUCUGAUACUGGUCUUCCAGUUACCAGCUGCUUUUGUGCUCCACAGGUGAUGGGGGUCCCAGGCGUGCUGGCUUUGUUCUCCUCUCAGAGGAAGAAUCCAAUCCUUGUGAAUGUACUGAUAGUUGCUUCCAUAAUCUCUUGUGUUGCCAUCCUCAUCGUAAUAGGUUACAGCUCCUUUACGCUGAACUAUGGUGAAGAGGAGGAGCUGAGUUCUGCCCCUGUCCAUGUUAUCCACACUAGGUUCAUACUCAGUAAGGUAGUCAAGGGUGCUAACAUAGCCAUGCUGGCUGCAUCUAUCUGCAGUGCCUUUUUCGUGCUGGCCAUGGUUUACCUGGGGUGCCGGAGCCUUCCACGCUGCUCCUGCUACGACAGUGUGACUGGGAUGGAAUGGUUGCAACCUACUGAGGACCAAAAUCAGGCUGUGGAAAUGGUUUGUGCUGUACAAAGUCCUGGGGACAGGAUUUCCAACUUCCCAGAUCGGUUUCCAGCCCAGGAUGUGGAUGCAGAGGAAGACACAUCCAAACCUCCACCAUAUAUCAGACUGACUUGAGAAAGUGGUCGAACAUUUUGUUCAAACGUGGCAGGAGAGACGUAACAAGCUCUUAAUCUUUAAAGAUGGUUAUGCACUUUUCCUUGGCCUCUUGAAAAGCACACACAGAAGGAGAGAACUAUUGAAUGCCAAACAUUCAGCAGAGACCACAGUGCAGAGAAGAUCCUCAAGUGGUUUUGGACGUUCAGACUUUGUAUAGUUAAAAUACCUCAUUGCCUCUGGAAAGCGUGAGCAUUUUUUUCCUCCGGCUUUUGUACUUAAAUCAUGUUUUAUUUCACUAGAACUCAUCGGGCAGUUUGUGUAGCAGUGCUAGCC